Molecule: messenger RNA, 1357 nt
Organism: Pistacia vera
Lineage: Eukaryota; Viridiplantae; Streptophyta; Magnoliopsida; Sapindales; Anacardiaceae
Product: serine/threonine-protein phosphatase PP1 isozyme 4
Exons: 4
Coding region: 327-1277 (316 amino acids)
Cellular component (GO): cytoplasm; nucleus
Molecular function (GO): protein serine/threonine phosphatase activity
Source: RefSeq, a predicted model, not a curated record
UGGAAGAAAGAAAAAAUAUCUUUAUAGGCAGCUCCGUCGCAUUGGAGUUGCAGGCUUGCAGCCAUCUCCAUCUUCUAUAUUUUAAACAAUAAACCUUCUCUCAGAGAAUUAAAAAAUUAUUUUCAAUUUCUCUCUCUUUUCCCCCCUCUUUUUUUCCAAGAAAAUAUUAUAUAUUUAUUCUUUUUUUAACUUUAAUUUGUAUUAGUCAUUACCCCACCAACACAAAAAACACAGCAACGCCAAAAGCUAUACAAAACUUUGAACUAAAAAAUCUCUCUUUGUGAUCAUCAUCAUUAUUUAAUCACGGCCCUUUGAAGGAGGAUCUGAUGGCAGCACAAGGGCAAGCAACCAUGGACCCUAACGUUCUGGAUGACAUAAUCAAUCGGCUCACGGAGGUCCGAUUAGCCCGACCCGGCAAGCAGGUCCAGCUCUCAGAGACCGAGAUCAAACAUCUUUGUGUUGCCUCUAGAGACAUCUUUAUUCGACAACCUAACUUGCUUGAACUUGAAGCCCCGAUGAAGAUUUGCGGUGACAUACAUGGGCAAUACAGUGACUUAUUGAGGCUUUUUGAAUACGGAGGCUUUCCUCCUAAAGCCAAUUAUUUGUUUUUAGGGGACUAUGUGGAUCGUGGCAAGCAGAGUUUGGAAACAAUAUGUCUUUUGCUUGCAUAUAAGAUUAAGUAUCCGGAGAACUUUUUUCUUCUACGAGGAAACCAUGAAUGUGCUUCUAUUAAUAGGAUAUAUGGAUUUUACGAUGAGUGCAAACGGCGGUUUAAUGUGAGACUUUGGAAAGCCUUUACUGACUGUUUCAACUGCCUUCCUGUGGCGGCUCUUAUAGAUGAAAAAAUAUUGUGCAUGCAUGGUGGUCUUUCUCCUGACCUGUCAAACUUGGAUCAAAUUAGAAACCUUACUCGUCCUACUGCUGUUCCUGACAAUGGUUUACUUUGUGAUUUGCUCUGGUCGGAUCCUGGAAGAGAUGUUCAGGGAUGGGGAAUGAACGACAGAGGAGUUUCAUACACCUUCGGAGCUGACAAGGUGUCAGAAUUCUUGAAAAAGCAUGAUUUGGACCUGGUCUGUCGUGCACAUCAGGUUGUGGAGGAUGGAUACGAAUUCUUUGCCGACAGGCAACUUGUUACCAUAUUUUCAGCUCCUAACUAUUGUGGUGAGUUUGAUAAUGCUGGUGCAAUGAUGAGUAUUGAUGAAGAAUUGGUGUGUUCUUUCCAGAUUCUUAAGCCAGCCGAGAAAAAAGCUAAGUUCUUGAUGUCAACAAAAAUGUGAUGUUUGGUAGCUUCUCAGGCUUAACCAAGAGUUGAAAGUAAAGAAUACCAGCUUCUGAACAUAACACUUGAGAGUUGAGG